This is a messenger RNA of Diaporthe batatas, 912 nucleotides long. RefSeq lists its product as uncharacterized. NCBI's taxonomy places the organism in Eukaryota, Fungi, Ascomycota, Sordariomycetes, Diaporthales, Diaporthaceae. Bases 1 to 912 code for a protein of 303 amino acids. Gene Ontology annotation, molecular function: oxidoreductase activity. The transcript has 2 exons. The record is from RefSeq and is a predicted model, not a curated record.
AUGGCGCGAAAGAUCCACAACGUCGCCGUCGCUGGUGGACGGGGAAACGUCGGUGCACCCGUCGUGGCAAACCUUGUCGCUAACGGCUUCGAGGUCACGAUACUCGCCCGCCAGUCCAGCGACACCAGCGGCCUACCGUCUUCAGCCAAGGUGAAGAAAGUUGACUUCGAAUCCACCGAGGCACUGACUGCAGCACUUACUGGGCAAGAUGCUGUUGUCGAUUGCACGCUUGUGCAGGAUGAUACUCCCAAGCGUCUCAUGGACGCCUCUGUCGCCGCAGGAGUCUACCGAUACAUCCCCUCAGACUGGAGCCUUGACCCGCUCAACAAGGCGGCGAACUCCCUGCCGAUCUUUUCAAAGCGUGUUGAGCGAGAUAACCAUCUCUACGAGAGAUGCAAGUCGUCAAACAUGACUUGGACCAUCGUGGCGAACGGGCCGUUCCUGGAUUGGAAUCUCCGAACGGGGUUCGCCGGCAUCAACUUGGCCAACAAAAGGGCAGAUCUCAUGGACGGCGGUGAGAAUCGAGUUGUUUGGACGACUCUAGACUCGGUUGGCAAAGCCGUCGCUGGCAUCAUGAAACACCCCGAGGAGACGGAAAACCGGCCAGUGUACGUGCAGUCUGUGGUCAAGAGCUGCCAUGAGAUGCUCAAGCAUUCACAGUCGGUGCUCGGGGCAGAUGGAUGGCAGGUCGUCAAUGUGAACGCCGACGAGGCCAACAGCAAAGCUUUGGCUGAUUUGCAAAGUGGCAAGUUUGACAUGGGGACAUUUGGGACGUUGAUCAGAUAUUCUAACGCCAAGCCUGAGACCUUCUCUCCGUGGGAGAAGGUCGACAAUGGGCUGCUCGGGGUGCCGUUCAUGACGGAUGAUGAAUUGGAGUCCCUGAUCAAAGGGAUCGCGGCCUCGGCGAAUUAG